This is a messenger RNA of Rangifer tarandus platyrhynchus (Svalbard reindeer), 303 nucleotides long. NCBI's taxonomy places the organism in Eukaryota, Metazoa, Chordata, Mammalia, Artiodactyla, Cervidae. The record is from the annotation of a GenBank genome assembly.
AUGCUCCCCUGCAGGGGGCACGGGUUCAGUCCCUGUUCCCUGGCCAGGGAAUCUACAAUCCUGCAUGCCAUAACAUGGCCAAAAAUAAGAAGGAACAACCAUGAUCAGCAAUUUUUUUCUUUACUGUUGUUAACAAUCAUUAGGAAACUACAUACUGAUUUAGAGGUGAACAUUGUGUUGAUGCUGUUUACUCAGCUAUUAUUAACUACUGUACAUAGUUUCAUUUAUUUCUAUGUAAAUAAUUAUAAGUUACUUUGUAUUGCUUUUGAGCACAGUGAAUCUUAUUACAAUAAAAUAUUUUAG